Messenger RNA from Cryptomeria japonica (Japanese cedar), 1722 nucleotides. Its product is annotated as NAD-dependent protein deacylase SRT2. The transcript has 11 exons. The coding region runs from base 437 to 1579 and encodes 380 amino acids. Gene Ontology annotation, molecular function: NAD-dependent protein lysine deacetylase activity; NAD+ binding. Lineage: Eukaryota; Viridiplantae; Streptophyta; Pinopsida; Cupressales; Cupressaceae. The record is from RefSeq and is a predicted model, not a curated record.
UGUGGAGGGAGGAGGCCCAGAAAGUGCAAGUGCCAGGGCGUGUGUUAUGGAGCGGGACACGUCACUUGCUAGUCCAUCAAAAUAAACGUGUGAUAGAUCGCCACGUCCAAGGCGAACUCUGUAAGAAUUAUCAUAUUUAAAAAAAAGUUCUACUUGUUUUUCUGUCCAAGAAUUUUGUACCUGGAACCAAGGAGAGGGAAAUUUGUGCCCUGGCUUUCCAUUCAUUUUGUAUUUGCAUCCGAGAAAAACUAAUGUCAUAGACGUUUGCCGGAGACACUGAGACACUCUAGAGGAGAAUUUUAAUAAAAAUGGGCAACGAUGAAUUGGAUUGCAAUUGAAUUGAUACAAUUGAGAUCACAAGUUUGGUAUAUUAUUCUUACUGGGCUUGUGGCCGGAGUAGGCAUUUUGGUGACUAAGAAGGCAAAAGUACAUAUACAUGGCAGGAUUUAAACACAACAGAAUUUUAGGAGGUCAAUGUCUAUAUAAGACAUGUUUUAGCUUUUUGCAAAAAAACAAGUUUAUUCAUCCAGGACCAUGCAGUAGAGGCAUUUCUGGUAUGUAUGCUGGAGCUCAUUUAAUAAGAAAGUACAUGAGUUCUGUCAAUAACAUCACAAAAGAAGAUCAAAGAGAAAAGGUUUGCAAAAUCCUGAAGGACAAAAGAUUAGUACCAGAAUCUGCUCCUCCAAGCAACGAACAUCUUCAUCACCUCUAUAAUUUUAUUGAAGACAGUCAAAAGCUUGUGGUUUUGACUGGAGCAGGCAUUAGCACGGAAUGUGGAAUACCUGAUUAUAGAAGUCCUCAUGGAGCUUAUAGUUCUGGAUUCAAGCCUAUUACUCAUCAAGAGUUUGUUCGCUCAACUAAGACCCAGAGAAGGUACUGGGCUAGGAGCUAUGCUGGUUGGCGGAGGUUCAUUGCUGCCCAGCCAGGACCUGUUCACAAGGCACUUGCAACUCUUGAAACUAGGGGCUAUGUGCAUGGAAUGAUUACUCAAAAUGUUGAUAGGUUGCAUAACAGAGCAGGCAGUGAUCCUCUUGAAUUGCAUGGAACAACACAUUCUGUUAUAUGCUUAGAUUGCAAUUCUAUUACUUGCCGACAUUUAUUUCAAGAUCAAGUCAAGUCCUUAAAUCCAGAGUGGGCUCUAGCAAUUGAAAGUGUGGAGAAAGGAGAGCUUGAUAUAGAUUCAAGUUUUGGUAUGCAGCAGCGACCUGAUGGAGAUAUUGAAAUAGAUGAAAGAUUUUGGGAAAACAAUUUUCAGAUUCCAACCUGUGAGCAAUGUGGUGGUGUUCUAAAGCCUAGUGUUGUCUUUUUUGGCGAUAAUGUCCCCAAAGAGAGAGCGGAUCAAGCUAUGGAAACAAUAAAGGGAGGUGAUGCCCUACUUGUUCUUGGAUCAUCCUUGAUGACAAUGUCAGCUUAUCGUCUUGUGAGGGCUGCAUAUGAGGUGGGAUCACCCGUUGGACUAAUAAACAUUGGUCCUACACGCGCUGACAACUUAGCAACGUUAAAGAUAGAGGCCCGUUGUGGUGAAGUACUAUCUAGGUUGUUGGCAAUGGGUUCAAUUCGUGUACCUUUAGUUCCAUAAGAUAAAAAUUCAAGGUUUAUUGUGGAAUGGUAGUUGAAUACUACUAUACUUUUAACAUCUAUUAAAUUUGGAAACCAAACUCGAUUGUGCCAAGCAUAGAUUUGGGCUAAUUAUAAAGCUAUAUCUUAAAAUUAUAGCAAUAA